UAAAUCUAUAUGGCUAUAAAAUUAUAUGAAGAUAUCUCAGUAUUAAUUAACUAAUGUAAUAAAGAAAAAUCCUGAAUUAUUUUCUUCUGCUUGAUCGAUGGGGCGUGCAAAGCUAAGGAUGGAACUCAUAACGAAAGAGAGAGCCAGAAACACGGCUUAUCAGGCAAGAAAACUCGGGAUCAUAAAGAAAGCAUCCGAAUUCAGUAUCCUUUGUGAUGUUGAUACCAUCAUUAUCAUGUUCCCUCCUGAUUCUAACAAGCCUGAUAUUUGGCCUGAUAACCAUAAUAAAAUCAAGAAAACCAUUGCCUCUUACAAGUCAAAAAAGGGCGAAACAGGGAGAAGAACUUACGAUCUUCAUGACUUUUUUGAAGAUCAUAAGAGAAAGAUUGAAGACGAACUUGUGAAGGCCAGGAAAAAAAACAUGGAAGCCAAAUACCCGAUGUGGUUUGAUAAGUUAGAUGGUUUAAACACAAGUGAACUGGCACAAUUUGCCAUAUGGUUGCAAAAUAAAGAGGAUAUAGUGAUAGCUCGUCUUGAUCUCUUGAAACGAAACAUGAGCAUUAAUCAACAGCCCUUUAUGUUUGACAAUAUGCAGCAUAUGUUUCAUUAUGCAGGUUUUGGUUCAGGUUCACAGCCUGCAGGUCUUGAUCAUGGUCAAGUGGUUAACCAGUACACUACACAUGAUAAUGGCUGGCUCCAGGAUGCAGCAGCAACACCGUAUCUACCGUUAGGGAGUGAACUAACAGGGCAGAGUUCUCUGGAGUAUGAAGGUGGUGUGGUUAAUGGCCAUAACUUGAACCAGUGGGCAUCUCCACAGCUAGAGGUGCAAGGCGGUCGGAUGCCAGACUUUGCAAUGCAAGAAUUGAACAAGUGGGCAUCUCCACAGCCAGUGGUGCAUGACAGUAUGGUGCUGGACCUUGUGAGGCAAAAUUUUCAAUCGCAGGUUAACAAUGGUGGUGGGCAAUUUUCCACAAUGAAUGAUCAUCAAGGAAGGUUUCAGGAUUAAUAGUAGUUUGUGGCUGAUUUAAUCUUUAAGACUUUUUUGGA
Molecule: messenger RNA, 1047 nt
Organism: Erigeron canadensis
Lineage: Eukaryota; Viridiplantae; Streptophyta; Magnoliopsida; Asterales; Asteraceae
Product: agamous-like MADS-box protein AGL16
Exons: 2
Coding region: 98-1006 (302 amino acids)
Biological process (GO): positive regulation of transcription by RNA polymerase II
Molecular function (GO): protein dimerization activity; DNA-binding transcription factor activity, RNA polymerase II-specific; RNA polymerase II cis-regulatory region sequence-specific DNA binding
Source: RefSeq, a predicted model, not a curated record